GAUUCCUUUAUCUUGUUUGGUCCUGCCUCAUCCCGUUUGAUUACAACCAGUUCUGUUUUUGUGAAGCAGCUUCAAGUGUCAAGCAAGGAUAAAAAUCAAGUCUUUGUUCACACUUUCAAUAAGAAGCCCGAGUUGAGCUCCCAAACUAAUUGGACGGCGUCGGAUUUUUUCCUUGUUGAAGCGUAUAAAAGCAAGGGGAUUUCUCUGUGGUUAAAUCACGGCUCCACCAUCCGUCUUAGGUGGGAAGAACAUACUACUACUGGUUUGGAUAAGCUACAUGGAAUGGUGGUUAAAGGUCAUGCCUGUCUCUCUUUUUUCAUUUUUUUUAGUAUGAAUUUCAGGUUUGUCUCAAGAAUCAUUCUUAUUUCGCAGGAGACGUGAAGUUUGAACAACUACAGGAUUCACAUACGACCUUCCUCAAUUCAAUUUCUCUUCGAGAGACUGUUAAUGGUAAAGAAGCUGAAUACAUGGUCGAGGAAGAUGAUAGAUACCACAUUGGAGUUCUAAACAUGAAUGCAAAGAACAUAAUCUUGACUAUGGAAGUUAAUGUUUCAGCAAAGGUAUAUGAUACCACCAAAGCCAAGAAGAUGUGCUCCACUGAAAAUGGACCUUGUAAGCUCAGUUUUUUCUUCCCAGAUACUCAUUAUGUUAUUCUUACGGCAGCCAACAAUGGAGAUGGGGUAACGUAUGUUGACAUUUCUUUAGUGGCCCGUGUGUUUGUCUACGUAUUACUUCUAGGAGUUAUUGCGAUUGUUGUUUAUCUGAUUCUGAAAAUUCUUGGAGUUUAUGGUGAUGCUGAGCAGCAUAGUCAAGUUACAAUCGAUGUUACAUACAGAACAAGUAAUGUGGUUGCAACACGGGCCGAAACUGAGCCAUUGAUGCGAGGGGAGGAAAAUCGAAUGUCAUAUGGAACAAAUGCAAAAGAUGAUAAACAAAAUUCAGAAGCAUGUAGUAGCUCUUCCUCAGAGGAGUUAUAUGAUGAAAAAUUAUGUUGCAUUUGUUAUGAUGAACAACGCAACAGCUUCUUUGUUCCUUGUGGACACUGUGCCACUUGCUAUGACUGCGCACAGAGGAUUGUCGAUGAGGAGAGCAGAGUAUGUCCUAUAUGCCGAAGGCUUAUUCACAAUGUACGAAGAUUGUUUCCCAUUUAGGCUCACAGACAUGUGUCUUGUAGUGAUGUGAUUUGAGGGAUCAUGUAGAUAGCUGGGAAUUAGACUUUGGGUGUGGGUUUUGUGAAGAGAUUGAAUGAUGUUAUUUUCUAUUUUUUGCAUGAAGCUGCAGGGGAAAUGGGUAACUAUCGUUUCAGCAUAUACUUCGGCUAACUAAGCAACCAAAAAAAAUAGACUUUUCUUA
This is a messenger RNA of Vigna umbellata (rice bean), 1353 nucleotides long. The record is from RefSeq and is a predicted model, not a curated record. NCBI's taxonomy places the organism in Eukaryota, Viridiplantae, Streptophyta, Magnoliopsida, Fabales, Fabaceae.